GAAUAGCAAGCGAGGAAUCGGUAGCCGCUAAUUUAAUGCGAACACCCUUACCGAGGAGACAACAUUAACGUAACGUAGCGGGGAUCAUGCCCCAGUAGCAUUAGAACUCUAAAAUUGCUAUGCUUUUCAUUUUAGAUUCCUCUUGUUUUCGUUACAUUGAACAAUAGUAAUAUGAUGAUACAACAUAGUCAUACAAUAUGAGUGCUUUGCUCAAGUUUGCAUGAUUUGUGGCUCGCAAAGGUCUGCGUUAUUAACAUGGUUACGUUAUAUACUGGACAUAGCACAUUACACUAAUAAUUCACUGUGAAACUGUUUAUCCCAGCAACAAAAAUGGGUUCUAGACUGAGCAGACAGAGUAGUCUGGACAGCGAAACGAAAUUUUCAAAGAGGAGACGCCAGGCGCGUGACAGCUCUGGAGAAGGAGAGAGGAAUGGAAGUCGGGGUAGCGGGGAGUUUUUGUUUACAUCGCUGAUGCUGAAGUCAGACAAGCUACCGGGAAUGCUGCGGAAAACGAAUCACAGUCCGUACGUGAGGAGGGUGACAUGGAUCAGAGAGAUACAAAAGCUUAUCCGAGAACAUAAGGUGGACCAGGCAGUCGACGUGCUCAAAUUACUGAGAAAGGACCUUGGUCUAGAGGGAACAUCUCUCAAUGACAUUCUGUAUAAGAACGCAGCUUUUCUGAAUCUGGUGGACCCCAUUUCCCAUGAGCUUCUCAUCAGCCUGGCCCGUGACAUUCAGUGCCCCAAAAAGGAUGUUGACACUGUGAAGUCUUCAGACAAAAUCUGCAGACAACUGAUCUACCACCUGACCCCUCACUCCAAAUGGCUACGUCAGAGCAUGCCCAGAAGGAAGUCUCAGGCAUGUCUGAAGACCACACUGCAGAAGAAGCUGUCCAACGACACUGUGGACCUGUCGGGCAUCCCACUCUCCAACAGGGAUGUCCACCGUGUGGUCUACUACCUCCAGAACAAUGGCGACAUGCUGGUGUCCGUGGACCUGAGCUUCACCGAGCUCCAGGACGAGAACCUCAGGCUCCUGCUGCCCUUCCUCGGCAGCCUGCCCAAACUCGCCACCCUCGCCCUCAAUGGCAACCGUCUGACCCUGGCCAUCAUCAAGGACCUGUCUGAGGUCAUGAAGGACCCAAAGAAGUUCUCCACGCUGGCCUGGAUUGACCUGGGCAACAAUGUGGACAUCUUCACCAUGCCCCAGCCUCUGCUGGUAGCCCUGCGCAGACGCUGUAGUCUAAAGAGCAGCCUGCCCACCAUCUACGAGUACACUGAGGGCCAGCCCUACAGCUACCACAUGGAGACCUCCAUCGAGGAGGCCAGUCACUAUGAGGAAGAGGAGGAAGAGGAGGAGGAGGAGGCAGAGGAGGAGGACAAGCUGGAGCUGGAGCCCUGGGGCAUUGGCGAGAAGAAGGUGUCUCAGAGUUUUACCCUGCACUACUGUGAGAGGUGAUCCCCUCAUCAGGCUCCAAGUGGCCUGAUCUGGUUAGAGGCCCCCCGUCUCUCUCUGUCUCAGCGUUCAGUUACCACCUUCUACCAGCCUUGCCCCGACCACCCCUAGCUCCCCUCCACACGUGAGCCCAGUUUCCCACAUAGGCAAGUGUGAGUCAGCACCAAGUAUAAAGAGGAUCCUCGAUCCAACAGAGCACCAGUACACUAUAACGUCUCGCCUCUAAAAGUGAGCAAACAAACUAAGAAAAAACAGAAACUCAGUCACAAAAACUGAACUGGAUGAAAUGAAAUUGCUGAAAUAUGGUGUUGUCUGUGACUUACUGUGUUGGUUGAUGGUGCUCCUGGAAACAAGGUAAGGUUUCAUUGGAGGGGGUAGGAAGAAAUUUGAGAACGAACCCCCCCUUCUUUGUAGUGGCGGUGGCAACAGUGGAGCAAAUUCCGAAGAUCUUGGUGAGAAAGGCUCCGAUCAGAUGUACUGACGCUAGAGUGCCAUAGUGGUGGCGCUGACUGGAGCCGUAGACCCAAAGCGUGUUUUCUACCAGGACUGAGCCUGUCUGUGGCCGCCUGGGUCUAGCUCCACAUUGUGUGUGCUCUGUUAAUCUCCCAACAAAAGCUAUGAAACAAGUUCAACAGACUAUACAGCCGACGACCCGUCACGUGACACCAGCAAAACUGCAAAGUCAAGACUUUUCGCUUUUUCCCCCCCUUUUGAAACGUUCACUUGUGUCACUUGUGUAUAUGUGAAUGCCGGUACAAAACAUGACACUGUUGUGUUGCGGGGGACUUUUUUUGUGAACUGGGGAUGAACAAAGCAGUCUUAGAAGACAAACGGGUAAGACUCAACAAAAGGCCACGUUCGUUAACUGUCCACAUUGGUCUAAAUCAACUCAGUCCUAUUUUUGCUAAUGUUAUCUCUCAUGGUGGAUCUAAAUAUAUUGAACUAAAUGCAAGGUCAGCUGCCUUACUGUAAUUAAGCACUUGUGAGUGUGCAAUGAAUAGGCUUGUAAAACACAGUACCUUGUAUUGUAAUCACACGUGAUUCCAGAUGACGAUUUAAAGAUCAACUCAGACACCCCUUUGAAGUAAUUUAAACAAAAUUUAGUGCAAUGUUAGAUUGUACAGAUCACAUUACUGGGUAGACAUGAUAGACAGGCCGAUGGUAAAGAACGGAGCAAAAAAUAUUACAGUCCUGAGAAAUUCAAUUACAUGUCUCAACCUUGUCACAGGAAAGUGCCCAAUGAAUGGUUGCCAAAGUUGCUGUUGCCCUCACUUAAUCCAACCCUGACAUCUGAAAUCCCAUGAAGGGGGAGCAGGAGCAGCUACUGCUGCAGAGUGGAAGACACUCUCCUAGUAAAGUACAUUUAAAUAACAAUAACAAUAAU
Molecule: messenger RNA, 2839 nt
Organism: Conger conger (European conger)
Lineage: Eukaryota; Metazoa; Chordata; Actinopteri; Anguilliformes; Congridae
Product: leucine-rich repeat-containing protein 75B-like
Exons: 4
Coding region: 331-1458 (375 amino acids)
Source: RefSeq, a predicted model, not a curated record